AUGAAGGUCGUCCAAUUCGCAGAAACCGGAGGCUCCGAUGUCCUGAAGUUGGCUGAUGUCCCCAAACCAUCACCGAAGCCAACAGAAGUCCUCAUCAAAGUCGAGUAUUCUGGCGUCAACUUCAUCGACACUUAUCGCCGCACAGGACUCUACCCAGUGCCCCUUCCAUGCAUCACUGGGCUCGAAGCCGCCGGUGUCAUCGAAGCACUCGGAGCCGAAGUGGCCCCUGAGUACAAACUCAAGGUAGGCGACCGCGUUGGGGCCUGGGUCCAGGGCUCGGCCGCCGAGUAUGCAGUGGCAGCGGCCAAAUACGUGCUUCAUCUGCCGUCGCACGUCUCGACCCGCGAUGGCGCCGCCGUACUGCUGCAGGGUCUGACUGCCCUCACGCUCCUCCGGGACGCCCACGAGGUCAAGCCAGGCGAGACCAUCUUGGUGCAGGCCGCGGCCGGAGGGACAGGCGGCAUGCUGGUGCAGAUCGGCAAAGCACUGGGCGCUACCGUCAUCGGGACCACGUCCACGGAGGCGAAGGCCGAGACGGCUAGGGCGAAUGGGUGUGAUCAUGUCAUUAUUUACAAGGAGAAGGAUGUCGAGGAGGAGGUGAUGAAGAUGACGGAAGGGAAGGGCUGUCAUGCCGUGUAUUCGGGAAUUGGGAAGGCUACCGCCGAGGCGGACUUGAAUAUGACGAGGCGGAAGGGCACAUUUGUUACUUUUGGGAAUUCGAGCGGUGCGAUUGAGAGUGUCAAGCCCUUGGAUCUGGCCAAGAAUAACGUUAAGUUGGUACGCCCGACUCUGUUCAACUACCUUAUUGAGCGGGAGGAUUUCGUGACAAGGAGCAGCGAGCUGUUGGCUCUGGUUGAGAAGGGCGCUGUCAAGGUGAAUAUCGGGGGAGAGUAUGCCCUUGCCGACGUGGGAAAGGCGCAGGAUGCUCUUGUCAGCCAGAAGACUGUGGGCAAGCUUGUGAUCAAGAUUUAA
Pseudomassariella vexata is the source of this 972-nucleotide messenger RNA. RefSeq names its product quinone oxidoreductase. The transcript has 2 exons. Gene Ontology annotation, biological process: cellular response to oxidative stress. Bases 1 to 972 code for a protein of 323 amino acids. Gene Ontology annotation, cellular component: cytoplasm. Gene Ontology annotation, molecular function: zinc ion binding; quinone reductase (NADPH) activity. Lineage: Eukaryota; Fungi; Ascomycota; Sordariomycetes; Amphisphaeriales; Pseudomassariaceae. The record is from RefSeq and is a predicted model, not a curated record.